CUACCUGGAUCCACAACGGCCACUUUCGACGGCAGUAACCACGAAGACGCCAUGACGACACAAUCACCCACAUCGUCCACGACUCGGCUCUCCGCUAUUGGUCUAGUCGCAGCGAUUUAUCUUCUUCUGGCGACACAGAUAUGCAGCGCAGCUUAUUACGGAAAGCUUAUUGGCAAGCUGUCGGAACUUCAUCACGGCGUCAGCGGUGAAGUUUACGCGGUGGACGGGCGAACUCUGUUCAUCAAGGACUUCACGUACGACGGCGAAGCACCAACUGCCUACUUUUACGUCGGCACUUCGAAGAGCCCCAAUGGAAACGGAAUCAGACUUCGGGACGAGCGUGGAUCAUCGAGCACGUUGAAGCGGUACCGAAGAAAGGACAUCACGCUCACGUUACCCGAUGGCAAGACGCUGAGCAACGUGAAAUGGUUCGCCGUAUGGUGCGACGAAUUCUCCGUUAACUUUGGCGACGUCAGAAUACCACGAAACUUCGACUACCCGAAACCACAAAAAUUGGCAGCUUUAAACGGCGUACACGGAGUAAGCUCCGAGCCAAUCGUCGUCGUCGAUGCUCAAACCCUCUUGAUACCAAGCUUCAGCUACGAUGGCGAGGCGCCUGACGCGAAAUUCUGGGUGGGUGCCGGGCCGACGCCAUCGCCGCAAGGUAUUCGGGUACCGGACGAGAACGGAAAGGAGCAGCCGCUGCGUCGAUACGAUCGCAAAGCCAUCGUGCUGACGUUGCCCGGGGAUCUAACGAUCCACCAGAUCGGCCACUUCGGCGUCUGGUGCGAGGCGUUCACCGUGGACUUCGGCCAUGUACAAAUUCCGCAGAAUCUUAACGUGCCACCGUCCCUGAAGAUGCUCGGAGUUUCGCCGCAGUCGAAACUGAACUGCGAAGUUCUGGAGGACAGGCUGGCAUUCGAGGUGCGGUGGGCCGUGGCCGGAGACAGCAUAGUCGCCCAACUCGUUGGAAAACUUGAGGACGGGCAAUACAUGGCAUUCGGAUUAUCGGCGAACCCCGAAAGAAGCUUAAUGGUCGGCGGGGACGUGGUGGUCGCCUGGGUCGAUAAACAAACCCUUCAAGGCUACGCGGUCGACUACUAUCUGGACGCGAAGUCUCAGUGCUCCGGGGGACGAGGCAGCUGUCCCGACACCCGCAUACAGGAGAACACGAAUUCUAUUCGAUUGUUGAACGCGGCGCUGGUGGACGGAUAUAGCAUUGUCACGUACCAGAGACCGCUGAAGACCAACGACGAACUGGACCAUCAAAUUCUGACGAACGGAUCGCAGGCGAUCAUCUGGGCCAUCGGCCCGCUGAACGAGAGGCAAGAGGUCAGCUUUCACUCCGACUAUCUGAAAACCGACCGCCUCAUCGAUUUCGGUAGACCGCCGGUUUGGAAUUGUCCCGUUCCGGACCACGAGCAUUCUCAGAUUUUCGCCGACAACGGCAACGAUAACAAGGCCGCCGACAAUCAGCAGCUAGUUGCAACUACGAGAAGACCUCAGCGUCUAGCGACGCCGGCACCGGCGCCUAAAACCGAUGCCUGGGAAAUUCCGCCUAUUCAAUGUUACGAGCCCGAGGACGGAGUGUUGUACGCUCAGAUGGGACCUACUGGAGGGAAACACGGCUAUCCAGCCAUCACCGGCCACGUUGGUUGGGGAAUCUCGUGGUACAUAAAUGGUCUGUUAAUUCCGGAGAUCAACGUCGUUCGCGGAAGGAAAUACAGUUUCGUGGUGGAAGGCGGGGAAAAUCCUGACACUCCGGCUCGUUAUCAUCCCUUCUACAUUACCGAUGACCCCGUCGGUGGAUACCAGCACAAGACACCCGAGGAGAAAGCCAAAGUGAAAAUAUUCGCGGGUGCUCAACGACAGCGCGGAGUGUAUCGACCAACGGGAGUUGGACGUCUGUGCAACUGGGUGCCAGAUCAAGAUCAGCCCCUGGCGGACGAGUUCUCGUCGUUUGGCGCUUAUCAACGCACGCUGACUCUCGAGUGUGAUCACGGUGUGCCUGGUGUCGUGGAAUGGACUCCAGACGAGAACACGCCCGACACCGUGUACUAUCAAUGUUUCACGCAUCGCUACCUGGGAUGGAAGAUAAACGUUCACGACAGCUGCGACGCUGGCGAAGCUGCCGGCAGCGAGAACUACGAGGUCUACGCGGAGCCGAACGGUCAACGACCGGCGAGCGAGGACCUGGAGAACAGUCCGAGCAUACGCGUGUCAAGCAAGGUAACGCCAACGGCCGAGUUUCUCCAGCAGACUCAACAUCCCUAUGGUGAACACGGGCUUCGUUACUCUUAUCAUCCAGCGACUAACCCUGACAAGCUAAGCACAUCAUACACGCAGUUACUAACGACCGCUAACAACGACGAUUACGUCCGCUUGAAAUCAUCGCCGACGUACGAGGAGCCGAUCACCUCGAGACCGUCGUACAGCACGCCCGACCACGAUGCCGCGCCGCAUCGUCACGAGGUACGCGUGAAGGAAACGCAUCACGUGCACCUCGACGAGGAUCUCGUGCAGCAGCAUCGCAAUCAUCAUCAUCAUCAUCAUCAUCAUCAUCACCACCAGCUCGCACCGCCGAUCUAUCGCGAACAAUCGGCUGGAGUCAGCAGGCUGACCUCCUCCUACCCUCCUGGCCGGCAGCAAAUCGUCGAGAUCCAGCCGGAACUCCUUCGACAACCCUCUAACCAGCAAUUGUCUAACCUCGUUGCAGAUAAUCCACGACCACUGAGCCACGGGAUGAAAUACACUUAUCCACCUACCGCAAGUCCACAGAUCCUAUACGCCAGGCCGGUGCCUCAACAUUACGCGUCCAAUUACCAUCACCUUUAUCACCUGCCCCUUCCCCAUCACUAUCAUCAGCCGGACCAGAGGACCCAACUGAUGAUCAUCAAGAGACCGGUGUUGACACGUCGACCGAUGUUGCAGACCGUGCACACGAUGUUGCCCCAGCCCACCCUCCCCCUGCCAUCGAGAUCGGUGUUCAUGGAACGAAAAAAGGCCGUUUACAGGCCACUUUCGUCCUCGUCCGUCUACGGGAAAAGAACGGCGGAGAGACACGCCCAAGGGAACGACAACCACCAGGUGGUCAAGCUGAAGAAACUCGAUUCGAAGCAACGAGCCAAGCUAGAGACCAAAGUGUCGAGCCUGGACAUACCCAAUAUCUUCGUCACUUCCUUAAAGCCCGCGAGAAAUACGGGAUUUGACCCGGACUCGAUAGUGAUCGAGAGUGGCUUCAAACCGAUCAUAAGAAACACAGAGACGCCGACAGACGUGGCUCAGAAGAGAUCGUCCGAGAAACUGGAGCAAGAUGAUGACGUUCGCCUUCGGGAGACUUCGAACCAUAAACCGGCCGAUAACUUCGAGCCGGUUUUCAUACCAUCGCCGCCAGUUCCGACAGUCGCGACCAUGAAAAAAUCGAAGAAAAAGUCUGUCAAUGGUAAAACGCGUCCCGGUGACGCGGACGACAUGGAGAUGGCUGCCGACAGAGUGAAUGCUUAUUACUUGCCGCCGCUUUCCAGCCAAUUCCCCAACGACUCGCCACCCUCGCCCUCGCCCUCGUCCGAACUGCUGAUUACCUUCGAUGGAAAAGCGUUGAAAGACUCGAGUUUGGUCAGAUCGAUUUCUGGAAUCGAGGAACACUCGAGAAGCAAACUGUCCUCCGACAUUCUGAGUAGAACGCCACAGUUUGGCAGAUUCAAGGGUGAACUGCCGCCUCCGAUUCCCGGGGAAGUUCGAACGGAUCGUUCGCAGCUCGAGAAACGUCGUCUCCCGCCGGCGGAUUUGCCGGAGAUCAGAACGAGGAACACGAAGCUGACGCUCGUCGAAAGAUCGAAGAGGUCCCCGCACGAAGGACACGUACACGUUACAGAUUCUCGAACGAACGACACGAGCCACCACCACGAGCAUCACGAUCGUGGAAAAUCCAUGUCUAUGCCCGUCAACGCCGGUCAAACGAUCGUGGCUAAUUUAGUGUACGCGCUUUUGGCCGUAGUGGUUUGUCACGUUAUUUGAUAAAGCUGCUCUCCGAAUGCGUAACCCGAGUGCUGGAAGCUAAUUGGAAACGGAACAAAAGAACGUUAGUUACUUGUAAACCACAUACUUGGAAUUGAUUAGUCGACUGAAUCACGAUUGACACGUGCGCAUUCUUUCGAUGAAGACAUAAUAUACACGAAUGCACGUGAUGUACACGUGACUUUGCUGAUGUAGACGAUGUAAUCGACAUGAUAACACGGGAGAGGAAUAUAACUAACCACGGAAUAAUGAUUUUUCUUUUCUUUUUUUUUUUUUUUUUAUUUAUUUACCUAUUUAUUAAUGAAUUAUUGUCCCUUAUUGUACGAGAUAGAACGUUCUAACCAUUUGUUGCAGUACCAAAUCAUCUGUACGUCGGUUGUCGAACAAAUUAGACGACAGCUAAUACUGUUCGCCAGAUCUCCAAUUUUUCUUUUUUUUUGUUUUUGUUUAGCGAGAACUUCAUACACUUGAAUUUAUUCAAAGCAAAAGCAAGACACUUGUUUAACUUUAUGAGGUGCAAGAAGGAAUGAUAAAUGGAUUUUUUAUUAUUCUACGUGCUAUGACGACGGUUUGUUGAAUCUUAAGGUAUACUAUAUAUUUGUACAUAAGUUAAAUUAAUUGUUAAUAAAGAGAUUGUAUAAGGUUCUCUCAA
This is a messenger RNA of Frieseomelitta varia, 4669 nucleotides long. It is a transcript of the gene Skeletor, whose product is annotated as protein Skeletor, isoforms B/C. The transcript has 13 exons. The record is from RefSeq and is a predicted model, not a curated record. NCBI's taxonomy places the organism in Eukaryota, Metazoa, Arthropoda, Insecta, Hymenoptera, Apidae. The coding region runs from base 52 to 4017 and encodes 1321 amino acids.